CGAUCUUUGCAAAUUUGAUUUGAAAACUCAUCUGCAAUCGAGUUAGCUAGUUAGUAACAUAAGUGAUCUUGAGAUGUCAAAGAGGGCGCUUAGUGCGACACACUUUUAGACGAUGUGGUUAAUUAAGAAAGAAAAAUAGGGAUUUAUUUUUAAAGUUACCAGUUUUUAAGAACACUUAAAAGCUACUGGUGCAGCUAAGUAGCCUCAUUCGAGAGGCGUGCUUACUAGAACGGUCACUUAGGCAGUGACGCAAACAAGACACUCGAGGUUAUACAAUCCCGCCUGAUUCGAAAAGUGUUGUUCUAAACAUAUAUUAUUUUCCCAGACAAGUAUUAUACAUCUAUAUUAUCGAUUCGUGUUUACUUAUUGGAGUUAUAUAAAUCCACAAUGGACCUUACUUUUGCUGCUCUUAUUGUCGUACUAUUCGCUGGAUUUCAACACCAAGUUUCGUCUUUUACUUUUGACGAAGAAGCUAAAAGACAUUACAUCUACUGGGACCCUGUCAUCACAAAAAUUAUUAAAGACCCAAACUACAGUCUUCAAGUCCAAAUGGGACAUUUUAUGGAUAUUGUAUGCCCUCUCUCAAAUCUCGGAAUUACUGAUAACCCAGAACCCCCCGCGCUUUUCGACCUUUACAAUGUCACAAAGGAAGGAUUUGAUACCUGCAACCCAUUAGGAGGAAGACUUAUCUUCGCUUGCAGUUUGCCAGACCAAGAAAACAAAUUGACAAUUAAGUUUCAAAGUAUCAGCCCAUCACCCUUCGGAUUCCGAUUUCAAGAAUGUCAAGAAUAUUAUUUCCUUGCCGUCAAAAGAUCAUCUCCCCUUGAUAAAGCCAGUGGCAAAAAACAUUACAAGUGCACAAAAGAUUCUGAGAGAUUGAGAAUCCGUGUUGGAUGUUCUGAUGAAAAAGACGAAAUUGAAAAAUCGGAACCCAAAGCUACCGUUGUUCCUCCCACCAAAAAGCCAACAACUUCUUUCAUCGACAGAAUCAAGGAAAAUCACAACGAAAAAGAAUCAAAGAAAGAACAUAAACCAACCCCAGUCGUCCCAGAAAUCGUACCCGUAACACCGACCUCACUUAACUCCGGAAAAAACUUGGCAAUCGCUGCUUCAAGAUCCACCAAUGGCGACGGCGGAAACGGAGCCUCAAAUUUGAGUUUGAGCCUUUUCUCAACAUUAUUUUUCACUAUUUUAUCAAUGCUUUGGAUUUCUAUCAUCAAUUCUUCGUCAUGAACUAUAUAAAAGACUAAGCUCCAAGCUACAACGAAAGAAAUGUUCUUGGGCUAUCAUAGGAAGCCCCUGAUAUCGUAACGAACCAUAGCUUCCUCAAAAGCUGUUGGGAAAAGAGAUGUCAAAGGUUGAAAGGUGAACUGAAGGAGGUCAAGGCGCUACAGCGAACAGUUCCAAAUCUGCCGAAUAUUUUAGAAUUGUCCGAAUCAAAUCAUCUACAAAUAUUCAUUCCUUUUUGUGUGUUAUCGGCUUUAUUUCGGGUCAAUGAUUUUCGAUUUUUGUUAUAAAAUUUGGUGAAGGUGAUAAAAUUUUGUUUCAGUUGAUAAAAAUCGUCAAAAUAAAGGUUAUCGACCCGGAAAUGAUACCGGAAAGUGUUUUUUUUUUGUUCUAAAUGUUUCCACUGUGAUAUAACGUUAAACUUUUGGGUACGAGAUUUAUUGUUCAUAAUCUUGGUUAUGUAUGGGCCAUUUAUAAGUCCGACUUGAUUGAUUAUCUGAAUUUAUAGUCGGCCCAUAUGUGACCUCACAAUGAAUCUUUUACUCUGUAUUUUCUUUGUCAGCAUUAGCGAAAUUGCUUUG
Styela clava is the source of this 1808-nucleotide messenger RNA. RefSeq lists its product as uncharacterized. Gene Ontology annotation, biological process: ephrin receptor signaling pathway; axon guidance. Lineage: Eukaryota; Metazoa; Chordata; Ascidiacea; Stolidobranchia; Styelidae. Gene Ontology annotation, cellular component: plasma membrane. Gene Ontology annotation, molecular function: ephrin receptor binding. The record is from RefSeq and is a predicted model, not a curated record.